Messenger RNA from Schistocerca cancellata (South American locust), 1980 nucleotides. RefSeq lists its product as uncharacterized. NCBI's taxonomy places the organism in Eukaryota, Metazoa, Arthropoda, Insecta, Orthoptera, Acrididae. The transcript is spliced from 9 exons. Gene Ontology annotation, molecular function: protein binding. The coding region runs from base 267 to 1862 and encodes 531 amino acids. The record is from RefSeq and is a predicted model, not a curated record.
GUGAAAUGUCAAUACUUGGACGCGCCCAUCGAGCGACAGGGUAACAGGGAUCCAGAGGACAAGACUACAAUAAUUACAGCAUGGACAGAGGCAUUCAGUCAGUCAUUCUUCUUGUGUUCCAUAAGUGGGUGGAACAGGAAGAAAUUCGAAUAACUGGUACAGUGGGAUGCCUCCUCUGCCGUGCAGUUCACCAUGUGGCAGGAAGCACACUCUUAAUCUGAGACUUCCGUAACGCCCAAUUGUGCGCCUCUGUCGGCACGGGACGAAUGGCAGAGGGCAGACGCAAGUGGGGCGAGCCGUCGACGAAGGUCCGUCGCAACAGUGAGAUGGCUGAGAAAAAUGAUUCGGCUGAUGAAGGAGGGGCGCAUUUUCACCACCUCCCAGAUGAAGUUAUAAUCAAUAUAUUUUCCUCCUUGAGCUUCAGCGACCUCGUAGACAUCGUGCAGAAUGUUUGUGUGCGCUGGAGGAGGCUGGCGCAAGACCCGAUGCUCUGGCUCGACAAAGAGUAUGUCGUCACAGCGAGCCCAGUGAAAGAGUGGAGUUGCUCUGGAGUCGUCUGCACAGAGUGCGUCAACUGCAAAUUUGAAGGGAAGGACGAAGAGAUUCUGCGGGCAGCGCCAACCAUGCCGCAGCUGCGAACAUUGACACUGAUGCGCGGCGUUAAACCCUAUAUCCUGCAAAAGGUUUGCGCAAGUUGUCCUAACCUCACGAGCCUACAGAUUGAUAGCCGACAGGAGAUGACUUACUCACUUAUGAAGUACGUAUUCGAGAAGUGUCCGAAGAUACAGAAGCUGACACUGGGGAGCAGUCUCCUGUCGGAUGGACAGUACGUGCAACUGCUGUCCAACCUGCAACAUCUGAGCAGUGUGACCAGCCUGGGGCUGCGCCCGGACCUCCACAGCCUGGGAAUGCGCACGACCUUUGGCCCUAUGGGAUUCGUAAAGCUGCGCGUCCUGGCCAAUUCCUGUCCCCAGCUGCAGGAGAUACACAUUGACUCGAGCUGUUACACCGUGUUUGACUUAGAAUACUUCCUGAAGGUGAAGAGGCACAUUCUCACUUCUGCCACACUGCCCUGGAUGAUGGAGGAAGUUCAGGAAACGAGGUGCACUGUGCAGCUGCUGAGAAAGUAUAACACUUCACUUAAAAAACUGCGGCUGGUCAAUUUUAAUGUGACAAACGAGUUGGAUGCCGAGCGUCACGAAACCGCGGCGUUUCGAGCCCUCGGAGAGCUACACACUCUGGAGGAGCUGUGCAUUGAGCGCCUCUUCCCACGUGUACCACUUACAGUAUCUUAUGCAUUUCAGCCCGGAUGUCUGACACAGCUCCGACGGCUGCAGCUGCCGUUUGCCAGUGACCUCGAGGACGACACAGUGCUUGCCAUAUCGGAGGGCUGUCCUAAUCUGCGUGAACUGAGGUUGAGGUUUUCACUGAGAAUUACUGACAGAGCACUGGCCAUGAUCAACCGUCUGGAACAUUUGGAAAUAUUGGAGCUUUCUGGGUGCCAAAGGUUGGGUGGAGCUUGCAUGGCUUUUAUAUCACAGCUACCAGCUCUGCACACAUUGGUCCUCCGGGCACUCGACGACUUGUCUGUGCUGCAACCGAGCCUUCGCAGGAUCUUGGACAUGAAGGAACUGCGGUGCCUGGAUAUUGUGCACAGCUCCAACAUCGGAGCUGUGCCGUUCCGUGAAUUUCCUGGCAGACUAAAGAAGCUCAGGGAGCUACAUGUGGCAUAUGAGGGAGGAAAUGCUUUCUCUGAGCUGCUACGUAGCAUGCCUCGGCUCAAACUCAUUACUACUUUUCGACUGACACACGAGUAUUCAACAGACAAUGGAAGAAGUUUUGUUCGCAACUUUGUUGCUUAGCUGAUCUAUAAUUAUGUCUUUGAUGUCUCUUGGUAUUUAUUCUCUGAAUGUCCAUCUGCUGUUAAUGGAUUUGAUGCACCUUAAGUUAAAUAAAGUACAUAACACUAUAGUAACUUGA